AUGGUGCUGGUAAAGAGAGGGUUUAUGCUGACAGAGAGAAACGCACGUAAAUCACGCUGGAAACCCGCAGUGGUGCUCUCCUUUCCCUUCCCCUCCUCCUCUAUCCUAACCAGGGAGGUCGACGUCCUCUGGACCUUGAAAUCGGGAGCGUCGACGGAAAGGGCUGCAGAAGAGCCAGUUUCGUGCUCGAGGUUUAUAGUAGCAGUAGGGCAUAGUGCUGCAGCUUUCCUGUCGUCUUUUAUUCUGGAUUCCGUAUGCUGGGAAGUAGUUGGAGCUAUGAAAUUGUGGAACGAAUGGUGUCGAACAUCCAACACAACAAACGUCCUCCCGACAGAUUCUUUUUGUUUGUUCUAUCGGUUAAUAUCAGACCCGACAGUUUUACUGUGCCAGUGCAGUUGCUAUGUUGCCGAGGAUCAACAGUUCCAGUGGCUUGAAAAGGUUUUUGGCUGUAUGAGAAAGGAAGGCUUGCAAGUAACCAUUCUUUCAACAUGUCCUGUAGCUGAUUAUAAAACUCAGGAAUCCACCUUAACACUUCCAUCUCCUUUUCUGAAAGCCUUAAAGACAAAAGAAUUCAAAGAACCAGUCUGCUGCCCGCUGCUGGAACAACCUAACAUUGUGCGAGAUCUUCCUGCUGCUGUUUUGAGUUAUUGCCAAGUAUGGCAGAUUCCUGCAGUUUUGUAUCAGUGUUAUACUGAUGUCAUCAAGCUGGACACAGUUACAAUUGAAGCAUUCAAGCCUCUGCUGUCUUCUAAAAUCCUGAAAAAUUUAGUCAAGGAUAUCUCUGAAAGCACAAAGAUUUUGAAGAAGUUACUGACAAGCAAUGAAACUCACAAUAAUAUCUAUAUAUAAAGAGGAUAUUUAUCACAUAGACUACGUUUUUGUGAGCUCCAGUUUCUUCUGUAGAGGAAAUCGUGGAAUUGUAGUUAUUUCCUUAGAAGCGCGGAAUAAAUCCUAACAGAUUUUUACUUUUGCGUUUAUUUUUGUUACUCUUGAAUUCAUCAUUACAAACAUGUAUAUUACUUCUGCAUGGGAUGGGAGACUUUCCCCUAGAGCAAUUUUGUGUACAAAAGAUAUCCUGAAUAUGAAAAUCAGCUGUUUUUUUCCCCUCCUGAAUCGACUGACAUAUUUAUAUACCUUCUAUUUGCAAAAGAGGAAAUGCGGUUAAGGAGUUUAGUCAUAUCUAAUGAGGACACCUAUUUUUUUACUUUAUCUUGAGAGGUAAAAGCUGCCUUAAUACUCGGUCUUCUUUAAAGCUUUGUCUGUUAUGGAGAAAAUAAACUCUGUCUUUUUCUCUAUGUGUAUAUAUCAUAUAUAUGGUAUAUAUGUAUGUACAUGUACACAUACAUACAUCAUUCAGAAUGAAGUGUAGUCAAUAUAUUCAGCAGACUUAUUAGCACCAACUAAAGAAUUGAAAGCUGAUUUUACAAAUCACCAGAGCAGGCAGAAACGUGGAGUUCUUUACAAGGCACAAGCCUUUGUGGAAGGGUUUGACUUGGAUUCACGGAGUAAAUUGCCACAACUGUUUUAGAUGAUACUGCCUGCAUAGAUGGCAGGAAGGGACGUGUGCCUGCAUUGAGCUGCCUCAGUUCUCAUUUGCAGCGCCUAGUUGAAAACUCACCUCUGUUGGCGGUUUUAGCUGAUACGCAAGACCAUGAACUGGAGCCUUAGAGGCGCAUCAGCAGGCAUUCCCUGCUGUCAGCUCUCUUGACAGUGGCAGAAACCCUUUCCACAGAAGUUGGGUGGUAGGCUCACAAGCUGCUUCAGCUGGAUUUGCCAGUGCUUGUCUGUUAGAGUAAGUUAUUCUAAUUUUAAAAUCAAAUUUGCUAUGAGAUUUUAACCACUUCACAUGAAAAAUUUCCUCUGAUUUUAAUUUUACAGGUCAAAACAUCUUCAAAUAUGUUUAAAUUGUGACAAGCAGACUGAAUUAUUCUAUCCUCGUUAUAAUUUGCUUUAAUCCUUUUCAUUGCUAGCAAUAGUAGGAAUAGUGCAUUUUUUAGGAUGAAUGUGACAUUUUCAGAGAAAAGUAAAUGUUCACAUUUUAGUAUUACAAAAUAUUCUCUCAAAAUUAAUGACCUCAUUUCAGCAAUACUUUAAAUAUUUGUUGGGAUUGUCAUGCAGAUAUAGCUUUUAUAUACUCCUUGUAUAAUGCAACGUUUUAUUUAAGAAUAUGAUGCUAAAAAUAUUCUGUUACUACCACAGGUGUUGUCACUGCAUGGAGAUCUUUAAAUUGCAUGUAGCUUAUUCUUUAGGACAAAAAGGACAACAGCUUCAAAGUCCUCUACUUAGUUUAAUUUUGACUUCUACUGGAUGUGCAGUGGAAAUUUUUGAACAAUGUAUUCCUGUAAUGGAACUGUCAUCCCUUCUGGUUUGAAAAUGGUAAGCUUGAUCAAUGCCCACUGAAGCAAGUAUCUACUAGCUUCAGCAGGUCUGUUACAAGUUCUGUUUUUUGAAAAUUUUAACUGCAUACUCUAUGGCAAUUUCAACUGUAGUGAAAUGUUAUUGAUGUGGACACAGAGUUGCUUAUCAAAUAUUGAUUUCAACUUCUGUUAAUGUAAUUAAAGUUAAGAGUUAAGCAAGUAACUGUUGCCUUAGGUGAUACUGUAUUUUAGAACAAACUGUUGAAGUAUGAAGUGUAGGAUAUGGGGUAGAUAUUUUUUUUUUUUCCGUUUCCAUAAAAUAUUUUAAUUGAAACCUGUUUGUACACAUGAUCAGAGAAUUCUGUUGCUCGGGGAGUUCUGUGUUGGCUGCACCAUUUUCUAGCUUAUAUGCUAAACGUAUUCAAAAUAUAAUGAAUGAUGAAUUUAACAAGAAAAAUCGUUAUCUUGAAUUAAAAAUAUAGAGGCUCCUGCAGGAACUGUAAAUACACUUCUGGUGUUGAUUUUAUUACCUAUGCAGUUUGCAACAUUUCAGAGCAGUUAUUCAUGGAAAUGCACUUUGAUUUUACUACCUGGGUUUAUACUGAGAUGUGAGAGGACUCUUAAGCACUAUGAAGAAAAGAAGCAAACAGAACUCUCUAGCAAUUUGGACGAUGAAACUAGGAAGAUUGAAAACUGAUGUAUGUUUUGAAGCAUGAAUAAUUAGCCUUUGGAACAUUUGGCUGAAGGUUGUGAUAGCCUCUCCAUAGCUGGAAAUAUUCACAUCAGGAUGUGAUGUUUUUCUGUUAAGUGAAUUCCAGUUAGUAGUUCAUUCCAUGUAUCUGGGUAGACGUCUGUGGUACACAUUACAGCCAGGUCAAACUUUAUGCAAUGGUUCCCUAUGGUAUGCAACUAUGAUAGGUCUGGGCGCGUGCACUAUAAAGUCAGUAAGGCUCUCUUCCCAUCAGAGUGAGCUGGGUUGCGCUCUAAAAACCUGAAAUAUCAACCUUUUCCAGUACACAGUAGUACACGGUAAUGAAGGAAGAUAUUUUCAUUUAAAAUUCCUUACAUUUUUUUCCAUGUUUUGAUGUAUCAUAUCCAUAUAGCUCAUAUUUCUGCUUUAAAACAAGUAGCUCUGGAAGCAUCGGAACUAAUGAAACCCAGAUAUCUAAUAAGGGGUGAUCACUGACUGAAGUUUUUCCUCAUAUUUGGACAUUGACACAUUUUUGUGUGUGUGUGUGUGUUCUGUAGUGUCUAAUAAGAAAGAGCCUGCAAUAUUGUUUUCUUUGUUUCUAAUAGCUCCCUGAUUUUUUAAAACUUGCAGGAACAUGCAUGCUUAAAACUCUCUCUCUCUUUUGUCAAAUGUGGCUGAUGAUUUCAAAAGCUUUAGGGGAACAAGUGACUUGAGGAUUCUUUCCUGCAUAUCCAGAACGUGAUUGUAUAAGCCUUGUUUCCUUAAGAUAUCAGGCUAAAAGCAAAUGACCAAGCCAAACAGAGCAAACUAUUACACUGGAAGACUUUCCUUUUUAAAUUUUCGUGUCAGGGAGCCUCUUGCUGCCAAUAUUUUUUCAGAUACUGCUGGGCUCUCUUCCUCUGAAGAGUACUGUCUUCCAAACCAAGGACACAGUCUUUACUCAAGUCUCAACUGCUUUGUUAUGCUGCAGAAGACAUUUGGUAGACAGACAUGUUCUCUUUUCCUAGAAGGUGAUGUGCCUGUCCUAAUUCGUAAGUCCUGGAGUCAUGCAUUUAACGAGGCUCAAAGCUCUUGACUUGUAACUUACUGAUGUCUGUGCGGUUCAGAGCAAAAGUGUAAAGUACAGGCCUGUAUGGAUAUACUUAGAAGGGACUUUUUCUGGAUUUGUUAUGAAACCUACACAUUUGAAUGCCUGAAGCAGCAGUGUAGCUAUUAUUGAGCUUUUGUUUUCUCUACAGUUACUGUGAUUACCUGCAGUGCCAUGGUUCUCCUGUAGUAAAAUUCUUGCAGUCUGUGGAGCAGACUUCUGAAAAUGCAGCCUGAAAAAACCCUGCUUUGGUUCCUGUGUCUUCCUUUAUCCCAUUAUGUUCCUUCUGGGUUUGACUCGGAGUUCAAGUUCUUGAAACUUCUCCUUGUGUGACAUCAGCAGAAAUGCUCACAUUGUACUGAAAAAUGUGAGCACGAAUGUUCUUGUUGGACCAAAGCAGCAGAUGGUGGUGCUUGCGUUGUUCUGAAAGUUGCUUUCAGUGACUGUCUGCCUCAUAUCCAAUAAAGUGCUCCCUGAACUUUG
Molecule: messenger RNA, 4618 nt
Organism: Struthio camelus australis
Lineage: Eukaryota; Metazoa; Chordata; Aves; Struthioniformes; Struthionidae
Source: RefSeq, a predicted model, not a curated record